This is a messenger RNA of Stomoxys calcitrans (stable fly), 6542 nucleotides long. It is a transcript of the gene Pi3K68D, whose product is annotated as phosphatidylinositol 4-phosphate 3-kinase C2 domain-containing subunit beta. The transcript has 18 exons. Lineage: Eukaryota; Metazoa; Arthropoda; Insecta; Diptera; Muscidae. Gene Ontology annotation, cellular component: plasma membrane; cytoplasm; phosphatidylinositol 3-kinase complex. The record is from RefSeq and is a predicted model, not a curated record. Gene Ontology annotation, biological process: cell migration; phosphatidylinositol-3-phosphate biosynthetic process; phosphatidylinositol-mediated signaling. The coding region runs from base 537 to 6434 and encodes 1965 amino acids. Gene Ontology annotation, molecular function: 1-phosphatidylinositol-4-phosphate 3-kinase activity; phosphatidylinositol binding; 1-phosphatidylinositol-3-kinase activity.
GGGAAAUCAAAUCGCGUUUCUCGUCAAAAUAGAAUAAUACGUCGUCGAGCGGAAUAUCUUUAGUGUCGUUUCUUUUUUUUUAAGUAAUUUUAAUUGGCAUUUUGUUUAAAAGGGAAUAUUUGUGCGUUUUUAAAAAAACUAUUUGAAAAUAUCAAUAAAAAUAUAUUGCAGUUAUUAAAAACAACCCACUAUCCUGCAAGCUACUUUCAAAAUUCCAAAAAAAGUUUGCGAAGCAAACGGGAAGCGCAGUCAUAGCGACGUUAUUUGGCUGCUGCUGCUUUGCGUUACAAUGUAAAACAAGACAUUUUUGCAAAAAAACCAUACAAAGCCUGAAGAUUAAAUAUAUUUGGAAAAAUUUUAUAUUUUUGAUAAGUGUACAUUUUGUGAAAUUUGCUGUGAUUUUGACCGACAGGCCCAAAACAAGAUUGUCAGAAAAACACCAAUCUAAUUGGAGUGUUAAAAUUUGGAUUUUUGUUGGGAUCUCUUUGUGUGUGCCCCCUGUGGUUGUUUUACACUGGAUCAACGCUUAGCUUGCCAUGGCCAAUCAAGCGGAGAUAGAUUAUGAAAAACAAUUUCAAGAAGAUUUAGCCAAGGCCACUGCGCUAAGUUUGGAACAGGAAGCUUUAGACGAAUACAAUCGCGCCAAGAAAUAUGGCUCGGCAUUUACCCAAAAUGCCCAACAGGAAGCGAAAAAUAAGUUAUAUGCUCAAAUACGUAGACAACACUAUGCUCGAACUGCUUCGGGGGGUACAGAAAAUUCUUCGCUUAGCUAUGCCACACCGUCCUCAACGCCUCAGCAUGCUUUGGCCUUGCCUACAAAUUUGCAGCAGAGCCAAAGAAGACAUUCGGAAGUUACUAAUCAUAAUGCUUCCUCCUUGGCGUCGUUCCCCACGGACAGUGAGCGCUCUAAAACUCCGCCUGCUUCAUCGUCUGGAAUGGCCGAAAAUGAUUUGAUUAAUUUUGCCAGUCCGACAGCGAAAAAUUCCGAGCAGAAUUCAUUUGAGAAACUGAUAGAAGACUUACAAAAACUGCAAACAACCAAUCCCCAAACGGCAUUGGUGCCCUUGGGACCAACGGCUGCUGCUCCCAUGUAUCCCUCCUCAUCAUAUAACCAUCAUGGUGCAGCAGCAGCUGCUGGGGCUGCCAUGUAUGCUGGUAGCGCAGCAGCUGUCCAGCCACCAGGACAUUAUGGCAUAACAACACCAGCUGGGGCAGCGGGUAUGCAGCUGGUGCCUUUUAUACCCUCAAGUCCACAACAAAAGGUACCUCUGACUCAAGAUGAAUUGGCAAAGCUUUAUAAUAUGACACCACAACCUCAUAGCGCUUCCAUAUAUGGACCUCGGCCGGCCAUGGGUUUUAUACCUCCAAGGGGUGCGCCAGGCUAUUAUACACCGCCCACACCACCCGUAAUGGCAGGAUCUUCAGCGCCGCCUUAUUCAGCUCCUAUGCAUUAUCCCAAUGCUUAUGGUUACCAAUUUCAAGCAACGAGUACCCCUGGAGCUCAGCCUUAUUUUCCCAGCAAUAUGUCAGCAGCGGCAGCUUCGAAUGCCUCCAUCUCUUCUUCAAAUCCAUCAUUGAAUGCCAGUGCACAUCACCAUCAUCUACAACAAACAGUUUUAUCAUCCUCCAACAAUAGCUUUAAUUAUCAAAAACAUUCCUCUACGAUAAGCAUUAAUGCUGGUGGUGGCGUAGCCUCUGGUUCUACAACAUCUUUGCCAGGAACCUCACAAUCGAACGGUAUGAGUGCAAGACGUCAAACGCCACCGGCUCGCAAGAUGUCCUCCCGUGUUCCAGGUUCUGAUUUAAUCGAUUUGUCGCAUGAAGAUGAUUCGCGUGUGAGUGUGCUUGAAGCCUUUGAUCCUUUGCUAAAUGAAAAUGAAAGUGGCGACGACGAUGCAUCGGAUUGCACCUCAUUCUAUGCGGAAUAUGAUCCAUUCGAUUAUCUCUACAGUGGUGGCAGUACACAGUGUUCGGAUCCCGUCUAUGAAGCUGUAAAUAAAUUAGAAAAAGCAAGUGCGCUCAGUCCAAAUGUUUCCACAUAUGGCUGGCGAUCGGAAUACAGUCCCGCCGAUUAUACUAGUGGUCGUGGUGUCGACGUUCAAUCCACCUAUUCUGUAAAUUCAGUUUCGCAUUCAUCUCCACCACCUCUGCCACCACGAAAUAGUGGUGGUGGCCUAUAUAGUGGUAGUAACAAUGGAAGCAUCACCUCAUUUAAUGCCUUUGCCAGGGACUUCAUAGCGAAUGAAUCGUAUGCAGCAACGCUCAAUGUAAGUCGUGUGCUGGAUCGACGAAAAACCUAUUCGCGCCUAUAUGAAAUGGUAACGGAUAAGAGGAGUAUAGAUCCUGAACUAUUGGAUUUCUAUCAUAUGGUUAAGGAGCUAAGGCAGCAAUAUACCUACGAUGAUGAGCAGACAAAUGUGGGUCAUAUUAUAGCCUCCGAAUUCAAUUAUCAUUAUCCAUUUGAGACGAGCAUUAAGAUUUUGGUACAUCCCUCACUGAAUGCCUUGUUUCCGGAUGCUGAAGCAGCUGCCAUGAAUAGUGGUCAAUAUAAGGGUUAUGGAGCACCGGUGAUUUUUACAUGUGACAUUAACACCCCCGUGGAAUUUGUCAUCAGCCAGGCUUUUUGCUCCUUGGAAGGCCAAAUACGCGGUUCGGUUAAUGAUUAUGCCGUCAAGCCAAUUGGUGUCUCCGAAUGGCUGGCGAAUACCUCGAAACUAAGUCAAUUGGAAUGUGUGCACAACAGCUUGAAGUUGGAAAAGGAUGUUCAAUUGGGUUUGUGCCCUAAAACUCGAGAAAAUAUGCAAGUAAUUGCUCGCACAGAAAACGAUGAUAAAACCAAUUUGAAUUUAAGAAUAGAGGAUGUACUACCAAAUGAGACAAUUGCCACAGUUUCGUAUGAUGAUAUGAUGAUCCUGAUAGAAACUCUCGAAACAGAAAUUGAUAAACUCGAGUCAGCUGCCUCUGAUCUUUCUACGCGCACUGUCUUGUCUUGUUCCGGUGUUGUACAAGGUGUUAAAGCCAUUUGUGCCUUAUUGGGUUCCAUAGACACUUUGGAACUGGCCGAUUGUGUGGAUGAACUGAAACAUGUUUGCGAAGAUAACCAAUUGAAAUUUGCUGUCAAUUCCACUUCAAAUCCGGAAAUCGUUAAUGACUGUGGCGGUGAUUAUGCCGAAGUUUGUUUGAGACCUCGUUCUGUGUUGGAACAAAUCAAACUGAAAUGCAAUAAGCUGCGGGAUGCCGUACAAGAACUUGUUGAGUUGUACGCAAAUGUAUUUAGAGUGGGAUUUUCGGUGAAGUCCAUCGAUUAUUCGAUAACUCCCAUACAUGUUUCCUGUGUCUCCAAACCCAUUGUGGUUAACAUCAAUUGCUUGCAUCGCCCACCGCCUUUAUGGAAAUUUGACAGUUACUCUCUGGGUGUUCACAUCAACUAUGGCACACGUUUCAUUUCAGAGCCAGUGGUUACUAAAUGUUCCAAUGACACCAGUGGUGGUUUAUUUGCUCGCUUAAAAUUCUCCUCUUGGAUAACAUUUGAAAAGAAUCCCAUAUGUACGCUGCCGCGUGAGGCUCGUUUGAUAUUUAUUCUCUAUGGCACACAGCUGGCGGAGAAUGAACCUAAUAAUGGUAAUAGUGAAAAUGCUGAAAAGAGGAAAAUAAGCACCGAAUUGGGUUGGUGUGCCAUCCAGUUGUUUGAUUAUAAACGAGAAAUGAUAUGUGGUUCAUACCUGUUGCCCAUGUGGCCGGCAACGGCAAAUAAGUUUUUGGGUCCCGCUCCAGCUAAGGGUUGUCAUCCGCAAUCGUAUUUUUGUCCUGUGUUGAGUAUUGAAAUACCCCCUUAUGGAGGGAGAAUACAAUUUCCGGAGUCAUUGGAGGAUCCAAAACCGGCGCCCAGAUACGAUUUCAAUUCCUUGGACUCUCAUCUGCAACAACAAUUAUUGGACACCGCCGAACAAGGCUACACCAGAGACAUAGCGGAACGUGAAGUCUUCUGGGAGAAACGCUUGUAUUUACAAAAUAUACCCCAUGCCUUACCGAAAGUAUUACAUGCUGCUCAUAGCUGGGAUUAUGCCAGCCUUAUGGAUUUGCAUUCAUUGCUCUGCUCUUGGUCACCCUUAUCACCACUGCAAGCCUUGGAGUUGCUAUUGCCACGUUAUCCGGAUGCUAAAGUGCGGGAAAAGGCAGUGGAAUGGAUUUCGAAAUUGCCCAAUGAUCAGUUGGUGGAUUAUUUGCCACAACUUAUACAGGCCCUUAAACAUGAUACCUAUGAAGGUUCGGCAAUGGCACGUUUCUUGUUAUGCAAAGCUUUGGAAUCACCACGUAUUGCUCAUCAUAUGUAUUGGCUGUUGGUACAUAGUUUGCCGGGUGAUGAUCCUCAGAAUUCCAUAGAUUCCUCUUCUUCAGCCGAUGGCAAUGAGGUGGAUGAGUCUUUGGUGACUCAGGCUCGUUACCAUAGGCGCAAUAAAAUGAUGUUGAGAGCUUUGUUGGCUGUAUGCGGAGAGAAAUUAUCGGCUAGAUUCCUUUUGCAAAAUCUGAUGUGUAGGAAUCUUGCUGAUAUUGCUGAACAUGUCAAGGAGGCCAAAGAAGCCUUACGUCAAAAAUUCCUUUCGGCCGGCAUGGAUGGUGUAAAUCAAGAACUUUUGGACAAGCACACUUCCCUGCCUUUGGGCCCCGAACUGGAAGUUAGCGGCAUUAAUGUACGCAAUUGCAGUUAUUUCAAUUCCAAUACACUGCCUUUGAAAAUCUCCUUUGUGGGUCCCGACUCGGAGCCCUUGCCAGCCAUUUUUAAGUCCGGUGAUGAUUUACAGCAGGAUAUGUUGACCAUCCAACUUAUUCGUGUAAUGAAUAAAAUGUGGCUAGCCGAGGGCUUGGAUUUGAAAAUCGUAACCUUUAAUUGUGUGCCAACGGGCUAUAAAAGGGGCAUGAUUGAAUUGGUCUCGGAUGCCGAAACUUUGCGAAAAAUCCAAGUGGAAUAUGGUUUGACGGGUUCAUUUAAAGAUCGUCCCAUAGCUGAGUGGUUGGCCAAGCAGAAUCCCAGCCAAUUGGAGUAUCAGAGAGCUGUUAAGAAUUUUACAGUUUCCUGUGCUGGUUACAGUGUAGCUACUUACAUCUUAGGCAUUUGUGAUAGACAUAAUGACAAUAUCAUGUUAAAAACCUCAGGACAUCUAUUUCACAUAGAUUUUGGCAAAUUUUUGGGUGAUGCCCAAAUGUUUGGUAACUUCAAAAGAGAUCGCACUCCUUUUGUCCUGACUUCCGACAUGGCCUAUGUUAUCAAUGGUGGCGACAAACCCUCCACCGACUUUCAUUAUUUUGUUGAUUUAUGCUGUCGUGCCUUUAACAUUAUACGCAAACAUGGUGAUCUUCUACUACAUAUGUUGGCCUUAAUGGCUGCAGCCGGUAUACCCGGAGUGACAGCAGAUGCUGUUAGUUAUGUACGCACCGCCUUACUGCCCGCACAAUCGAAUCCUGAAGCUGCUGCCUCAUUUGCGAAAAUGAUACAGUUUUCGCUGAAGAGCUGGUUUACACAAUUCAAUUUCUUUUUGCACAAUUUAGCACAAAUGCGUUUCUCCAAUGACGAGGGCAGUGGAGAACUGUUGUCUUUUGUUCCUAGAAAAUAUACAAUGCAGCAGGAUGGCCGCUUGAAAAGUGUUAUGGUUGUCCGCUGUCAAAAACAUUACGAUAUGGAAAAGUAUUAUACAUAUAUUUUAGAAGUAACACGUCAUGGCCAAACGGAUCCCACUCAUCUAUUUCGUUCGUACAAAGAAUUCACGGAAUUCCACCAGAAAUUGUGUUUACAUUUUCCUUUAGCCAAGUUGCAUAGUUUACCAAGCGGCCUUCAUGUGGGCCGUUCGAAUGUCAAGUCGGUGGCCGAAAGACGUCUACCAGAAAUACGUCAUUUCCUUAUCUCAUUAUUCAACUCAGCCGAUGAAAUAGCCCAUUCGGAUUUGGUGUACACGUUCUUCCAUCCGCUAUUGAGAGAUCAAAGGGAGGCUAAGCUAGAUGUAUCGAAAGUUAAAGAAAUUCGUUCACAAACCUCCAGGGAGCAACCUUACGAAGUAGGCCAAUUGAGAUUGUCCAUGCAAUAUCGCCGAGAGGCUUUGACCGUUAUGAUACAUCAUGCUAAAGGUUUGCCUCUGUUGGCUGGUGGCCAGGAACCCAAUACCUAUGUGAAAUGCUAUUUAAAGCCAGAUGAUAAAAAGGCAACAAAACGUAAAACAAAAGUGGUCCGGAAAACCUGUGUACCCAGUUACAUGGAGACGCUGGAAUAUCGCAUGCCUUUACAAGUCAUACAAAAUCGAGAAUUGAAUGUCACCGUGUGGUCCCACGAUACUCUGCAAGAGAAUGAAUUAUUGGGUGGCUUCAAAAUCGAUUUGAGUAAAUAUGAUUUACGCAAAGAGAUGAUUGAAUGGUUCCGUUUGGGCAACAUGAGCCGACACUGACACAGAAAUGAGCUCCACAGUGGUGGUGGAGGGCUUAUGGGCUCUGUGCUUAUAUGAACACUGGACGGAGCAAACUGUUAACAAUAAUAUUAACAUUCGGGUACAAAA